Messenger RNA from Aspergillus nidulans FGSC A4, 2582 nucleotides. Its product is annotated as putative ATP dependent RNA helicase. Gene Ontology annotation, molecular function: hydrolase activity; ATP binding; nucleic acid binding. The transcript is spliced from 3 exons. The record is from RefSeq and is a predicted model, not a curated record. Bases 1 to 2013 code for a protein of 670 amino acids. Lineage: Eukaryota; Fungi; Ascomycota; Eurotiomycetes; Eurotiales; Aspergillaceae.
AUGGCUUCGGAGUUAGAUGUUGGGACCAGCUUUAUACCGUCCCUAUACAAACCAGCUUCCCUGCUACCUAUUGCAAGGCAUAAACAGAGCAUAUUGUAUCUCGUGGAGACUUAUCCAGUCACCAUUGUUGUUGGCCAGACUGGCAGCGGGAAGACAACGCAACUGCCACAAUACCUUGACCAGGCAGGAUGGUGCACAGAGGGAAAAGCCAUCGCGGUGACACAGCCUCGUCGAGUAGCUGCUACCACAGUAGCAGCACGUGUGGCAGAAGAAAUGCGUUGCAAGUUAGGCGAGGACGUAGGCUACUCGAUUCGUUUCGAGGACCGGACGUCUGCUAUGACAAGGAUUAAGUUCUUGACAGACGGAAUGUUACUCAGAGAGGCUCUUGUAGACCCUCUUUUGUCGCGCUACUCUGUGAUCAUGGUUGAUGAGGCACAUGAGAGGUCACUGAGCACUGAUAUACUUUUGGGCAUUCUCAAGAAAAUACUUAAAAGACGUCCUGAGCUUCGCAUUAUUGUUAGUAGCGCGACACUUCAGGCAGAAGAUUUUCUACGCUAUUUUGCCGGAGACGAAUCUCAGCAGGGUCCGAAUGGUGAGGUUGGUGGGAACACCGGAAAAAUCAUAAGCAUUGAAGGUCGAAUGUAUCCAGUCGAUACUCUGUUCCUCGAGUCGGCGGCAGAAAAUUAUGUGGAACGAAGCGUGAAAACAGUGUUUGAUAUACACUUGCAGGAAGGUGAGGGCGAUAUCUUGAUCUUUUUGACGGGCAGAGAAGAAAUCGAGACUGCGAUUCAGUUGAUCUCUGAACGUGCAACGACUCUCCACCCGAAAUCUCAGUCUUUGUUACCCCUCCCACUCUAUGCUGGCCUCACCACGGACCAGCAAAUGUAUGUGUUCGAACCCGCGCCGGAGAAUACGCGGAAAGUGGUCGUGUCGACGAAUAUUGCCGAAGCUUCCGUUACUAUAAACGGGAUCGUCUACGUUGUUGACUGCGGGUUCGCGAAGCUCAGAGCAUACGAUCCAAGCACAGGUAUUGAAACUCUGACAGCAGUACCAAUCUCGAAGGCUGCGGCUGUUCAGCGCGCCGGCCGAGCUGGAAGAACAAAGCCAGGGAAAUGCUUCCGUCUAUAUACGCAGCAUGCAUAUGAGCAGUUACCCGAUGCCACUAUACCGGAGAUACAACGAUCCAACCUCGCUCCUGUGAUAAUGCAGCUGAAAGCUCUGGGCAUAGACAAUAUCGUCCGGUUCGACUUUCUCACUUCGCCGCCUGCAGACCUUGUGAUACGUGCAUUUGAGCUCUUAUACUCGUUAGGCGCCAUUGAUGAUUACGCCAAACUGACGAAGCCCUUGGGUAUGCGGAUGGCAGAACUUGCUGUUGACCCCAUGAUGGCGAAAGUCCUCCUCUCUGCGCAAUCUUUUGGUUGUUUGAGCGAAAUCCUUACUAUUGCCGCUAUGGUCAGUCUCCAAGGGGCAGUGUGGGUCCAACAUGACGGAGAUAAAAAGUCGUCUGAGAGCAGCCGCAGAAAGUUCGCAGUUGAAGAAGGUGACCAUCUCACCUAUCUUAAUGUCUACCAAGCUUUUGUCACCAAGGGAAAGAAGGAAUCCAAGUGGUGCAGGGAUAACCUUUUGAACUAUCGGUCCCUGCUGCGAGCAGUCAGUGUCAGGGCACAACUAAAGAGAUAUCUCGAACGCUUUGGUAUUCAGGUUGAUGAGACUUUUCCAUCCCAUUAUAAUAAAUCCGAUCUCUCGAAGCCCGCCGAGAAGAUACAGCGAUGCCUCACGACGGGUUAUUUCGCUCAUGCCGCGAGAAUGCAACCGGAUGGCACCUUCAAGACAGUUAGUGGAGGCAUGACUCUCCAUGCUCACCCGAGCUCCCUUAUGUUUAACCGAAAAGCGGACUGGGUUAUUUUCCACGAGAUAAUGCAAACUGGCGAAAAAACUUUCAUUCGGGAUAUCACCAAGAUCGAGAAGAGCUACCUUCUCGAGUAUGCUCCAAACUACUAUAAUAUGCAGUGACUCGACGCAUUUGAUAUCUGAACAUGAAUUGUGGACAACUGAAGUCCGGCUCCUAAUGCAUUUAGAAAGCACUAUAAUUGCCUUGCGUAUGUGGAAUGCAGUUCAUAAAAACAUGGCAUCAAUACGCCCCGAAGAAAUCAGUCUCACUGUCCAGGCAUGAUUCGUCCACCGACACCGUUCACACCGGGAAUCGCGACGUGAUCAUUGGGAUUAGCCGCUGCUUCGUACAGAAAGCUGACGGGCUCUCUGUUUAGGGCCAUGAAUUGGCCCUUGAGUCCAAUGUACCCGACUUUUGUCACUUCUUCCUCGCCACGGCUCCAGUUGUCUUCGAAGAAUAAAGUGACUGAAGUAGUAGCGUUCCAGUGUGCACGGUUCAAAGGCAGCUCGAAAACAUCAGUUCCAGGGAUCGGCUGUGGCACUUCAAUUGUUUGUGUCGGCUUGAGCUCCGACGCGGUUGAGAAGUCGAGGUCAUCACGAUUUUUGAAAAGUUUCAGGGUCCUCGGAGCGGAUGGUGUGGGUGCAGUGUAUAUAAGGAUAGAAUGAACGUUGACUUGGCCAGUGAAUCUAUA